Molecule: messenger RNA, 450 nt
Organism: Bipolaris zeicola 26-R-13
Lineage: Eukaryota; Fungi; Ascomycota; Dothideomycetes; Pleosporales; Pleosporaceae
Exons: 1
Coding region: 1-450 (149 amino acids)
Source: RefSeq, a predicted model, not a curated record
AUGAUUUUGAUCAAUGCCUAUUCAACUAUUCUAUGCUGCAUCUGCCUAACUCCCCCAUCCAAAUGCUUUUCACCUCUCACCCACGGCCCAGUCUACACUUUUCCCACCACUUCGGCCACAUUGUCCCAGCCAAGCACCCUCCACCUUUUUCUCCGAUACUCGUCCAGAAACGCACCAACUCACACGUCCGCACGUGUACCCACCCCCAAAAAAAAGAUAGAGAGAAAACGCCACCAGCGCUUACGAAACCAACACCAUGCCCAUAUCCUCCCCUUCCGAACAACCCGACAACCGGGGGUUUGGGAAGCCAGCAAAAAAAAACGGCCGAAAAGGAAAGAACGAGAGAGAAAGACAUACACACAUGAAAAGGCCAAGAAAUGUCAUUCAUCAAGCCGGCUUGUCCUAGCACCUUUUUUCUGUUCCCUGGACAUCCCAUUGGCGCAUGAUUGA